Lynx canadensis (Canada lynx) is the source of this 1617-nucleotide messenger RNA. RefSeq lists its product as uncharacterized. The transcript has 4 exons. The coding region runs from base 26 to 607 and encodes 193 amino acids. The record is from RefSeq and is a predicted model, not a curated record. Lineage: Eukaryota; Metazoa; Chordata; Mammalia; Carnivora; Felidae.
CACUACGGGCAGUGGCGGUCGGGGCAUGACGCUGGACCCAGAGCCCAGGCCUGUGGAGAGAGGCUGGACAGGAGAACUGGCCAGAGGAGUCAACGAUGAGAUUGGCCUGGUCACCGGGAACCACAUCCGAGAAGCCAAGGAUUCCCCUGCCUUCAGAAAUCAGUGCCGAGCUUCAGCCCCCAUCAGGUCAGGCCAGGAAAGUGGUCUGCAACAACGAAAGGAGUAUUACGUCAAAGGAAGAUACCUGAGGAGCUCCCCCCACCCCGAGCUCGAGGAGGACACAGAAGAUGAGCAUGAGGAGCAGGACAGCUCUGCAAACUUGAGCUGGGUGAUUGAGAAUCCCAUAAGCACUGAGGUCCGUCUGCUGGGCCACCCAGGAAGCCCCAUUCAGGAUCACAAGGCCACCAAGGACCGCCUGAAAGUGACAGUGACAAAAUCGCAACCUGGUACCGCCCUGUCCUCCAAAGACAAUGGGUCCAGAUCAGAGUCAGGCUGGUGUCGGUCAGUGCCUGGUAUCCAAGGGGCUCACCUGGCAGAGGCCAGAAAGCUUGGAGAGGCAGCCUGGGAGCCACGGGAAGUCCCCACGCCAAAACCGAAGCAGACGUGAGCCUGGGCGGGUGGGGGGCAAGGGGGCCGCCUGAACCAGCCCCGGAGAGAGGGCCUGAAUGGGUGGGUUCCAGGGAGUUUCAGGGUCACGUGGGCCAGAUCUCCCGCCUCCUGCAAGGAAGCCAGUAACCCAGUCAUCUCUCCCCAGAUGAAACCCUGCGUCUUCAAUGGACACAAGAGGGGGAAGCCAAACGAUGGAAAAUGUAGCCAGCUGGGGAUGGGGUGGGUCCCAGCCUCCCCCUGCCCACUGUCCUCAAGGUGGACAAUAAAGAAAAGUGCGGGAGUCUGGGUGCUCCGAGUCGAGUCGUUGGCCCUGCCUGGGCCUGCUCAGCCACAGAGGAGAGGGGCGGAGGGAAGGACGUCUGCAUACAGGAAACCACACAGCAGGCAGAGGAGCGGAGAAGAAAGCUUGGAACAGCCUGGGGCACUGGACUCAGGGAGGGCCUGGGAGGCCCAGAAGACCCCCCCACUGCAGCAGGGGGACGGUGGUUGGUGGGACCCCAAAACCACGAAUGUACCAAUGUCCUCUCUAAUUCCUACGACAUCUCUGGGCGGGGCGGUGGGGGGGGAGGUUGUCAUGCCCAUCUUCCAGAUGAGGAAACUGAGGAAUCAGAGAGCUUGCCCAGGGUCACACAGUCUCUGAGUGACAGAAUCAGGACUGGAGCCUGUAUCUGCCAGUCACCCCCAGCCCCCAGCACGGCUAAAGGAGAAAAAAUCGGGGAAGGGGACUCUGGUAAGAAGGGGACUGCAGAUAGUCUGUGUGGGUGGGGCUGUGGCUUUUCCGCCUGGCCCCGCCUCUGCCCCUCCCAGUACUGCCUGCAAGUGUGAGGUGAGAGCUCCUCCUUGCACACCCCUAACCCUUAGGGAAGGGAUUGAGCCCCCUCCCCCACCCCCAGGCUCUCCCCAGGAGAGGACCCCCCCCCCACUCCUCCUCACCAACCCCUCCUGGGGCAGGGAGCGCUUCCCCCUGCAGCCCCUGCCCGUCUGACCCCCCCGUGCAGCAGAGCAAGA